Messenger RNA from Cynoglossus semilaevis (tongue sole), 2009 nucleotides. It is a transcript of the gene eif5a, whose product is annotated as eukaryotic translation initiation factor 5A. Gene Ontology annotation, molecular function: translation elongation factor activity; RNA binding; ribosome binding. The transcript has 5 exons. Bases 104 to 568 code for a protein of 154 amino acids. Gene Ontology annotation, biological process: positive regulation of translational termination; positive regulation of translational elongation. NCBI's taxonomy places the organism in Eukaryota, Metazoa, Chordata, Actinopteri, Pleuronectiformes, Cynoglossidae. The record is from RefSeq and is a predicted model, not a curated record.
CUCCGCCUCCUCCGCUUUCAGUCGGCCGCUGCUGCAGUGAAGUUCACCACGCACGCGCAAUAUCGCUCCUCUUUUUCUCAGAAGUGCCCCAACCCAUCACACCAUGGCAGAUGAUAUUGACUUUGAGACCGGUGAUUCUGGCGCCUCCGCCACUUACCCCAUGCAGUGUUCAGCUCUACGCAAGAACGGUUAUGUGGUUCUGAGGGGACGUCCCUGCAAAAUUGUGGAGAUGUCCACCUCCAAGACUGGAAAGCAUGGACAUGCUAAGGUCAACCUGGUCGGCAUAGACCUCUUCACCAACAAGAAAUAUGAAGAUAUGUGUCCCUCCACCCACAACAUGGAUGUCCCCUCCAUUAAAAGAACAGACUACCAGUUGCUGAACAUUGACAAUGGCUACAUGUCUUUAUUGGCUGACAGCGGUGACAUCAGAGAGGACUUGCGUGUGCCUGACACUGAUGUCGGCAAGGAAAUUGAUACGAAGUUUUCUGCAGGCGAGGAAUUUUUAGUCACCGUUCUUAGUGCCAUGGGGGAUGAGUGCGCCAUCGCCACUAAGGUCCUGCCUAAAUAAGGAAAAUGGACUUUGCUGCCUGGGCAACACAAGACCCGCCCACAACCCCAGUCUCCUGCGUUCUCAUUGGUUCCUUUUCUCACCAAAGCAAAGUCGGCCUUCACAGACAAAACCUCAGAAUCAGCCUCGUGUUGUGAUUUUUCUCUUUCUCCCCCCUCUCUCUUAUCAUGAUCUUUUGUUACUUUCGCCAUCGUUAGUUCAGUACCAACUGUGGUUCUGCACCCUAUUCACUACGGUUCUUUUUUUGAGUUCUUGCUUUCUAUAAAACAACAUGAUGAAAACGCUGAUCAGUCGCUGAUUUUCUUCAUUUCUACUUUUCCGGUCUCAAAUCACAGGUUGCGACUUCUCUGAUGUUCUGUUUACUAUAUUUCACAAAGAGAGCAGGUGUAAAACCUCACUGAGGUCUUUUUUUUUUCCCUAUGGCCGUGAGCACUUAAAGGCCCUUACUGAAAGGUCAACACAGGUUUUCAAACUUAAGUAACUCUCCGUUUAGAUACCCGCUCCCACUUUGAACUAUUUCCCACUUGGACCCACCUACCCCAGUCCAAGCAGAAAGGAGCUAAUUGAAUAUUUUUUAAUGUCUGUAGAAAGUUUAAGAUUCUGUUGCCUCCUUCCUUUCCCAACAACCAGUAAAGUGAAUCUUAAUGUUUAGGUUUUAACGAUGUGACGGUGCAGCCGGACAGUGAUACAGGCCUCUGUGCUCGCUUGGUAUUAAAGUGAGGAGUGUGUGUAAUCUUUGAGGGACUCGGAUCAGAUUUGGAGGGGGGGGUGCAAAUUCUUUUUUCCCCAAUUGAGGCCUUUGUCACUUGACUGAAGAUGAUGGGACAAUAAAAUAAUGAAACAAAUGAAGAAAACCCCAACCUAUGUCUGUCUGGUUUUGUUUAAGGUAUUUCAAAAACCCACUCUGGAGGACUGCCUGCAAGGGUGUUCAUCACAACUGAGUGUAAAAUGUCUAGGUAGGAUUCCAUAGUACCCAAGUGUGCCCUUUGUUACGUAUGCCUAUUAUUCAGGUUUGACUUGACAACUCAAAUGUGAAUAAAUAUUUUCAACCCACAGUAAAUGGGGGUCGAGGAAGGUAUGUGACUGAAGUGAGAAAACAAAGCUGAAAGGUUACGAAUGAUUGAGAGAUGUAACUACCUUCAGCAAAUGCAUUGUGUGAACUGAUGCUUUUAAGUACAACAAAGUUAAAGUUGUGUCUGAAAACAGGACAGAGGAUUUUGCAGACUGCAGAUGUGAUAAACAGUAACCAAAAUGUCUAAAAUUGUUGAGCUAUGAAUGAGCCAUAUAACUGCAGAAAGUAGCUCAACUACAUUACCCUAGAUAAAUGUGUGAAAUAAAUCACAAAUGUAACAGUGACUAGAAAAAUCACUUUGUCUGUACCUUUUCAUCAGGAGUUGAUACAAUAGCUGAUGGCUGAAAUUCAAAUAAAAGGUUAAAGGAG